Molecule: messenger RNA, 1933 nt
Organism: Haliotis rubra (blacklip abalone)
Lineage: Eukaryota; Metazoa; Mollusca; Gastropoda; Lepetellida; Haliotidae
Product: troponin T, skeletal muscle-like
Exons: 16
Coding region: 178-1179 (333 amino acids)
Biological process (GO): sarcomere organization; muscle contraction; regulation of muscle contraction
Cellular component (GO): troponin complex
Molecular function (GO): tropomyosin binding
Source: RefSeq, a predicted model, not a curated record
GAGGCAUCAGUUUGUGUACAGGCUACAUCCCUUGUGUCCGGCCUCCUUCCAUUUUACCCAGGAUUAACGCAUUUCAUUCUUUGGAGUUUUAGUCGGACGUGUGGAUAGGCCGUUCGAGCGUUAACGUUUGGAAUUUCAAAGAUCUGCUAAGUACCUGACAGAGUUUCCUCCUUCAUAAUGGCGGACGAAGAAUCAUUUGAAGCCGGACAAGAGGAGGAGUCGCCCGCUCCACCUCAACAAGAGGCUACUUCUGCACCAGAUGAACAAGUCAGUCAACAACAUGGGGAUGACAACGAGGCAAGAAAGGCCAUGGAGGAUGCCAAGAAGCUGCGCAUAGAGAAGCAGCAGCAGGAGAUGGAGGAGUAUGAGGAAAUGAGGCGUGAAGCUCGUGAGAAGGAGGCUCAGGAAAUCCAAGAGCUGCGAGAGAGAAGGGAGAGACGCAAGGCUGAACGCGAGGCUGAGGAGGUUCGCCUGGCAGAGUUGAGAGCUCAGGAAGAAGCACGCAGGAAGGCAGAAGAGGAAGUAAGAAAGAGGAAGAAGACAGAAGAAGAGGCCAGAAUCAAGGAAGAGAAGGAGAGGAAGAAGAGAGAGGCUGAGGAGAGACUGAAGAAAUCAAAGAAACCCAACUUUGUUAUCACAAAACGUAGCGACUCUGAAAAGGGAUCGGGAGGGCCCGAACGAGGUGUACUUGAGCCCUUGAACGCAGAUGACAUGCAGAAAUCCAAGGAACAGUUAGAGGAAGAAAAACGCGCCAUCUUGGCCCAGAGAAUCACCCCUCUUGCAGUCGAAGGAUUCACCAGUGACAAGCUCCUUACGCGCGCCAAGGAUCUCGUGGAAACUAUCCGUCGCCUGGAAGGGGACAAGUACGAUCUUGAACAGAGAUUCAAGAGACAACAGUACGACAUGAUCGAGUUGGCCGAGAGAGCCAGACAAAUGAACAAAGGGAAAGGCAAACGAGGAGUGUCCUCAGUACAGGUUGACGAAUCGUUUGAUCGUCUUGCUGACAAAUUCACCAGUGCACCACCCAAAAUCCAACUGUGCAGUAAAUACGAGCGCCAUACCGACCACAGAACAUACAACGAGAGAGCCAAGCUGUUCGAGGAUUUGGCGAUCGAACCCCCACCGCCGGAGAUCCAGCACGUUCAGACAGGGGAAGCAGAAGAGGAGGGUGAUGAAUAGACACCCCUGUCUGCGAAUAUCCUCAGGUCUAGGGUACUGUAUAAAAGCCGCAGUAGCGAGCCCUGCUUUGCCUCUUCGCCUAUCUGUGGAUGCAAGUCAAACCUUUCUAGUGCAGACUCCGAAACAUCAGAUACAAUUGAAAGACCAAAAAACUGCAUCAUGUAUAUAUUCAAUUUUCGCCCUAGACUUUGUAAAAAGCUGUACGUCAAUGCCUUUCUUUUCGCGACAAUAUCAUGUGCAAUACGUUUCCAUGGGCACAUGAAAUGUUCCUUGACGGAAUACUCACUUGUAAAGGAUUUCAGUUUGUCUUCCUGGUUCAACUUGAAUAAUUUACCCUUAGCUUUGUGCCGACUCUGUGAUCAAUACUAGUUAAUAGAACACUUCACUAAGGGAUUAAAUUUGGUUAUCAAUCUGUACAUUGGAAUUUUGUGUAUUUAUUGUGAUUUCUGCGUGUCCUCCUUGACCAAACACGGGGAAACGGGAUCCCUGGCCGUGACCUGCUCGCUGGGAAAGCCCCUCUGAACCGCAGUAUGAUCCAUGGCCCCCAACACCAGACUGUCAGCUGGAAUAUCGAAACAAUUUCACAGCGUUGCAUGAAUGGUUGGUAUUAUCAACGCUACGUCACAGCCAGGGAAACUCGUUCACCCAGACAAGGUUUCAAGAGUCAUAUCUAAUUUAUUGAGUGAUGUCCUCAUAGAUGCCCUAAACGCUGAAAAGACUUCAGUUGAAUAAACUUGAUGGUUGAUUUAGCACA